Molecule: messenger RNA, 2301 nt
Organism: Pogona vitticeps (central bearded dragon)
Lineage: Eukaryota; Metazoa; Chordata; Lepidosauria; Squamata; Agamidae
Gene: HEBP2
Product: heme binding protein 2
Cellular component (GO): cytoplasm
Molecular function (GO): heme binding
Source: RefSeq, a predicted model, not a curated record
CGAGAGAACAGGCAGCGAGGGGGCGGCACAGCGAGGCCCCUUCUGGCCAGGGGGAGCGAGGCGCGCUCCGUUUUCCCCGCCCUCCCCGAGGGGGUGUUUCCCCCGCGCGUGCGAGGUGUCGCUGUUACACAAGGCGUCGUGUUGUUGACGUCCAGUCUCUGCUCUGGGGAGAGCAGGAGAGGGCUGUUUUCGGACGGUGCUGGCGGCAAAAAAAAAAGGCGGGAGGCUAGCCCAGGAUGUUGAAGACUAUAAAGCAAGCACUCUUUUCCAGUGGCCUAGAGAUGCCCAAAUGGACAGCACUGCCAAACCAGGCUUCUGAUUAUGAAAUUCGACAGUAUGAGCCAGCCAAAUGGGUGUGCACAUCAAUCAAAACUGUGGACUGGGAUUCAGCUAUCAAUACAGGUUUCACAAAGCUCUUUAACUAUAUUAAGGGCAAGAAUGAAAAAGGAGUGAAGAUAGAUAUGACUGCUCCAGUGACAUGCUAUGUGCAGCCAGGAGCUGGCCCAUUCUGUGAGUCCACCACAAUUGUUUCUUUCUAUGUGCCAUCUCAACACCAGGCAAACCCACCUAAGCCCACAGAGGCAGAUGUUUUCAUUGAAACCAGACCAGCAAUUACUGUAUUUGUCAGGUCAUUUGGAGGAUUUGCCAAUGCUAAAAGGAACCAGGAAGAAAUACUGGCACUUGUUGAAAGCUUGAAGCGGGAUGGGAAAGCUUUUCAGGAAAAGGUCUAUUACAGUGCUGGCUAUGAUAGCCCAUUUAAAUUACUGAACAGGCACAAUGAAGUUUGGCUUAUCAAGAAAAGCUGAAACCUCAGUAAUGCAACUUAAUGUCCAAAUGUGUCCUUAACAAAACAUAAUAUUUUGUAACAGAUUAUGCUAUAACAGCAUUUUUGUAUAAUUAUUUCUAACGUUUAAAAAUUCUAUUGCUGUGUCUUCUGUGCUUUCAAACCUAUCAGUGCCAACAUGAAUGGACAUAUAUUUUGCUGCAACACUGCCUCUUGUCCAGCUGCAUAUCUAAAAUUAGAAGUGGUACCAUACUAUUGGAGAGACCACCAGAACAGAAGAGAACAUAUACUUUGAAAAUGUUACUGAAUCCUCUCUCUAGAAAGGCUAAUUCUUUGUUCAAAUAACCUGACUGAACAAUGCUGAAUUUGGUGCAUGGACGCUACAGCUUUUGAAUCCUUAUACAGGUUUCCAAAUAUCCUAAGCCUAAGGCAAGUGUGUAAAACUGAAAUAGUGUGUAAGGGUGGGUGAGGUACAAUGUUCUACACUGAAAUAGUGUGUAAGGGUGGGUGAGGUACAAUGUUCUUAAUUAAAUCCUUGUCCCUGAUUCUCCCCUAGUUCUUUAGGCAUUUGGAACUCACAUUUACUUACUACCGGUAAAGGAACCCCACCUUCUCUCUUUCUGGGGACACUACUUUUCUAUGUAUGGAAGGUGAUACAUCUGAAGACCCCCCUGGGGGAUCUCCAUGUGAAACAGGAUGCAGGGUCCACAGAGUGUCUACAGAUGCCUGGGGCUCACUGCUUCAGACAUGUCUAUCCAUGCAUAGAAGAGUGAUACAUAAAGGAAUGGGGCUACCGGAAACUCUGGUAAGUAUUCCAAAUGCUUAAAUAGUGUCUUUGUUUUAGUAAAAUUAUUAUUCUACUUAGCCACAGCUAGGGAAAUUAUUACUAAAGGUAAGGGGAGCAGAGUUCCUACCAUCAGAUGGUAUCACUUCCUUGAAGGUCUCCAGAGUAUAUUCUGCAGCAACUAAUGAAUCGGCUUCAGGUUUUAGACAUCAGUGCCUUUAAAGGAGAGGGGCUAUGUUUUCAGAUGUAUUAUUUUCACCAUACCUAUGCCAUAAAUAUCCCAGUGCAGUUAAUAAGUCAGAGCUGCCAAAAUAAUGUCUAAUCUUUACACUUUUGGUAGCCAAACUGAGGUGUUUCAUCUGGAUCAAACUGACAUUGGUUUUUGUAUUGCAAAACACUGAGUGAAGUUUAGGAAGCUGCAGAGCAGGUCAUUUUGGCCCUUACGUAUACCACAGGGUUGAUGUUCCUGCCUUAAGGGUAUUUUCCACGUUAUAUGAUUGCAGUGUGUUCUUCUUAAAUGGAAACCUGUAAUGUAUGACUGAUCAAUAUGUUGUCACUAUAUAGUACAAUUCUGCCAGAAGGCUGUAGUUGAAUAACUAGACUGACAGGCAUAUUGUCAUGAGGAAGUUAACAUAUGGUGCCCAUCUUCAUAGAUGCUUCACUGGAUAUUUUAAUACAGGACAAACUUGCAUAUAUUAUUUUUACCACUCAUUAAACUUCUUGGGGUAAGGGA